Pedinophyceae sp. YPF-701 is the source of this 1659-nucleotide messenger RNA. The record is from the annotation of a GenBank genome assembly. NCBI's taxonomy places the organism in Eukaryota, Viridiplantae, Chlorophyta, Pedinophyceae.
AUGCUCCCCGUCACUUCGCUCGCAGCGCAGCGCGCCGCAGCGCCGCGAGCCAGCGACGCGCGGCUGCGUCUUUCGCGGCAAAGUGUGCCAUGCUGGCCAUGCUCCGCGGCGCCCCGGCGAGCGCAGCGGCCGCCCGCGCCCCAGGCCGCGGCAGGCGACGCGCACAUGCCUCACCGUGGCCACGCGUCGUCCUUCUCGACCAGGGGAGCGCCGUCCAGCAACGUUGCGGAGCGCGCCAAGGCUUUCCUUGCCACCAUUCUCGACCCCGUGCCAGGCGAUGCCAAGGCGUCCCGUUUCGUCGGGGCGCUGUGCGGAGUGCAGUUCCUGUGGACGCUUUCGGGCAUCAUGGUGCAGUCCUACCUGCCCGUCUACCUCAAGGAGACUCUGCAGCUCUCAAACACGAAAAUUGGGGACCUCGAGGCUCUCUCGUUGCUUAUGCAGAAGGUGUGCAACUUCUCGUCCGGCAUCGUCGGCGACAUGGUGGGCCACAAGGGCAUCAUGCUCUUCGGGGCGGCUCUGUACGCCCUCGGCCGGCCGAUGUUCGCGGUGACGGGCAGCGUGUACACCGCGGUGGGCGCGGUCGGCGUCGUGUACUGGCUGACGGCGGCGCGCGUGCUCGACCGCGUCACGAAAGGGUUCCGUGACACGCCGAUCAAGGCGCUGAUCGUGCAGCGCGCCGGCAGCAACGCCGCCGUCGCGCUCGCCUCGAAGGCGGCGUACCAAAACCUAGCGCUGGCGCUCGGCGGCACGUUCGCCGGCAUUCUCUUCCAGCUCACGGGCCAGAGCUUCGUCACCAACUUCACCCUCGCCGUCGUCCCCGCCAUCGCGGCGCUCGUGCUCUGCUACACCGUCCCCGACCCCGCCGCGGAAGCGCUCGCCUCGAACGACGAGGCCCCGGCUCCGACCGCGGCCAGCACCCCCCAGACCAAACCCGCCGCCGCCGCUGCCACGCGCGGCGGGAUGCUCGAAAAGGCGAAGAAGAUGUUCGCGCUCGCGACGUCGGGCGCGCUGCAGCCGGCGUACUGGCAGGCGGUGGCGGUGUUCGCGGUCCUCUUCAUCGCGCGCUUCGAGGCGUCGUUCGUUUCCAUCCGCAUGGUCUCGGUCGGAACGCCCAAGGCGCUGCUGCCGAUGAUCGCGUCGGCGGCGCUGCUGGCGCAGUUCUUCAUCGGGAAGCUCAUGGGCGCGUGGGUCGACAUCAAGGGGCAGUUCUCGAGGCCGGAGGGGUUCACGGUCGAGGAGCACAUGCGACGGAGGAACACGUCGUUCGUGGCGGGCUUCGCCGCGCUCGUGGCCGCGAACGCCGCGUUCGUCUUCCUCGGGUCCGUCCCGGGCAUGGUCGUGGGCUACUUCCUGAUCGCCCUGCACAUGGGCAUGACGCACGCGCUGAUCGGCGCGACGCUGCAGUCGUACGUGCCCAAGGAGCUGAAGGGCACUGCCUUUUCGCUGUUUGACAUCACGGCCGCGGGAUCCCUGUUCCUGGGCAACAUGAUGGCGGGCCGCACGGCGACGUUCACGGAGAACCUCGGCUGGGGGCCCGUCGGGUGCUUCCUCAUGGGCGGCGGCGCGACCACCGUGGCUUUGGCCAUGCUGAUAGUGUUCCUGAAGUUCGGGGAUCUUGGGAAGGCGGAUCGGAUCGUGGCGCUCAAGGCGAAGGCGUGA